UUAAACUUUAAAUUAUUAAAAUGCGACCUAUUGUUUCUAACACAGAACUUGCUUUCAUUAAACCAACUAAUAUUGAAAAAAAAGUUUCCUUAAGUAUCAUUCUUAAUUUUUAAUUUAGAACGUAAAAUGAAAACUAGUGAUGAAUGUGUUAAAAAUGCACGUUCUAGAUAUUAAGAGCUUUUUUAUCAGUAGGAAGCAAAUUUAGAAUAUUUGUAUGAUCAACUUUCAGAAAGAAUUGAAAAAUAUACUCUUCAAAAAUAAAAACAAUUAGCAAACAAAGCAAAAUAUGCUUGUGAUUAUAAUUUUAGAUGGAAAUAAAGACUUUAGGAAUAAAAAUGGUUAGAUAUUUAAAUGAGUAGGUUUGUCAGCUGAAAGAGAAUUUUACUUUCAAGAAUUGCAUUUUUAAGAGUUUAAAAAAAGACAUUCUAGAAGCAAAAGCUUAGCUUUACCAAAAAUUGAAAUUAAAAAAAAAACAGAGCCUUGUCCUAUUACAAAGAAAAAAGAAGAUUAUAAUUUUGAUAAACAAAGGAAAGUUAUUUAUUGCUCCUAUUAAAGAGAUUUAAAACAAGUAUUCUUCUUAUAUAUACUCAGAUGAAACGAUCAUUUGAAAUUGCUUCUAAACUAGAUUAAGAUGAUCAAAGGAUUAUGAAAUAGAAAACAUUAGAUAUUAAACCAAAACCAAAAUUACAAUAUAAACAAGAUGAUAAUACAUUUCUAACAUACAUUUGA
This is a messenger RNA of Paramecium sonneborni, 729 nucleotides long. The record is from the annotation of a GenBank genome assembly. Lineage: Eukaryota; Ciliophora; Oligohymenophorea; Peniculida; Parameciidae.